Moneuplotes crassus is the source of this 1209-nucleotide messenger RNA. NCBI's taxonomy places the organism in Eukaryota, Ciliophora, Spirotrichea, Euplotida, Euplotidae. The record is from the annotation of a GenBank genome assembly.
AAAUCACCACUCAAAUGGUUAUAUCCCUGUUUCUUUUGCUCUUUCUUCUCUGUGCCCGUACAGAGUCAUGUAAUGGUCAAAUUCAAAGCCCUGAAUUCAGGAGUUUGGAAGGUCCACCUAUAGACUGAUACAUCAAAACAACUUGAAGCUCAUGUAACGCAGAGACGACUUGUUAUUGGACGGAUGAAUAUUGUACUGACUUAGAUCCUGACGAAUUCAUGCAGGAAUAUUACGACGAAUACAUGGCUGAUGAAAACUGAGCAGAAUACUCUGAAUCUACAAUUGACCUCACUAAUGUGUUGGGAGAGACUAUUGAGCUCAAACACAACACUGGCAAUGACAUUAGUUGGUUUAUGUGCCAGUGGACUAUCAAAACAGACACUUCCAAGAGCAUAGAAAUUACAAUUUCUAGAAACGAUCAAACAUAUGAAGAAAUCGGUUUGAACUACACUCUGAGAGGAACUCUAAUUUCGGUGGACAACAAAGAUUUGACUUCUUGUGGAGAAAACACUUAUUCUCUCAAGUUCGACAACAAUAUAAGUGAGAUAAUAGUCAGAACCAGAACGAGAAGAGAUCAGAAUGACUACGACAUCUUGAUCGCACAGGAAGGCAAAGACCUGGGGACUCCGAACGUGCUCACCAAUAACAAGAAGUUGGUGGAAAUCAUUGCUGUGCUUGUGGUUGCUACUUUUGUGAUUAUCAUUGUUGUCUUGAUCACAUUUGCUCUUUGUAAAAGAACAGGAAACAUUUCGAAGAAUAAGUUUAAAAGAGUUAAAAAGCAUAUGAAUAAAUUAGCUGAAGAAAAAGAAGUUAAUACAGAUGAAGUGAUGGAUAAUAUGUUAUCAGGGAAAUUUCAAAAUAUUUCUCAUCUAUAUAAAACUUCUAGCUGUUUGAUAUGCCUCAUAAAGUUUAUACCUGAUGAUAUGUGUCAUCUUACCAAUGAAUGUGGGCAUUUAUUUCAUUCUCAUUGUCUCAAAAAGUGGUAUAAUAUGGUCUCACAUAUGAGUGACUUGGCAUGUCCAAAAUGACAAACCCCCACAACUAGUAAACUACACCAACCUCUGGAAGAAAUUGACAAAAUGGAUGGCAAAGAUGAUGAACUCUAUCAUAGUAGAAGCCAGCUUGAAAACGAAGAGGAUUAUGAAAACGAAAAUGCUAAGGCACCAUAAAACCACAAUGUUUACCCCUGAUACGUAAUUUCUCAACUCU